Acanthopagrus latus (yellowfin seabream) is the source of this 4286-nucleotide messenger RNA. RefSeq names its product cullin-associated and neddylation-dissociated 2 (putative) (gene cand2). Gene Ontology annotation, cellular component: nucleus. The transcript is spliced from 24 exons. The record is from RefSeq and is a predicted model, not a curated record. The coding region runs from base 1 to 3720 and encodes 1239 amino acids. NCBI's taxonomy places the organism in Eukaryota, Metazoa, Chordata, Actinopteri, Spariformes, Sparidae. Gene Ontology annotation, biological process: SCF complex assembly; protein ubiquitination.
AUGUCGAAUGUGUCUUACCACAUCUCCAACUUGUUGGAGAAAAUGACAUCUACUGACAAAGACUUUAGGUUCAUGGCCACCAACGACCUGAUGCUGGAGCUGCAGAAGGACAGCAUUAAACUGGACGAGGACAGUGAGAGGAAGGUGGUGACCAUGCUGCUCAAACUGCUGGAGGACAAGAACGGGGAGGUGCAGAAUCUGGCAGUGAAAUGCCUGGCUCCUCUGGUGAGUAAAGUGAAGGAACCUCAGGUGGAGACGAUGGUGGACACGCUGUGUUCAAACAUGAUGUCAGACAAAGAGCAGCUGAGAGACAUUUCCAGCAUGGGACUGAAGACUGUGAUCGCUGAGCUGCCGCUGACUUCAUCAGGUUUGAACCUGACAGCCAGUGUGUGUAAGAAGAUCACCUCCCAGCUGAUUGGUGCUAUGGGGAAACAUGAAGACGUGUCGGUUCAGUUAGAGGCUCUGGACAUCCUGUCGGACAUGUUGGGAAGGCUGAGUGGUGCUCUGGUCGGCUUUCACAGCUCUCUGCUCUCCAGCCUGCUGCCUCAGUUAACCAGCUCCAGGAUGGCGGUCAGGAAGCGCUCCAUCUUGGCCCUCGGUCACCUGGUGCCCUGCUGUAGCCCCGCCCUCUUCUCCCAGCUGACUGAACACCUGUUGACAGAGUUGGCCAAGGGCCCGCCCACAUCGAUGACGAGGACGUACAUCCAGUGCCUGGCAACCAUCAGCCGUCAGGGCGGCCAUCGAGUCGGUGAACACUUAGAGAAGCUGAUCCCCAUGGUGGUGAAGUUCACCAGUGUGGAGGACGACGAGCUGAGAGAAUAUUGUUUCCAGGCGUUUGAAGCUUUUAUACGCAGGUGUCCAAAGGAGAUGUCCCCCCAUGUUGCCACGGUAACAAAGCUUUGCCUUAAGUUCAUGACCUUUGACCCAAACUACAACUAUGAUGACGAUGAGGAGGAGCAAGAGGACAGCAUGGACAUCGAGGACGGACUCGAUGAAGAGUCAGACGACGAGUACAGUGACGAUGACGAUAUGAGCUGGAAGGUGCGGCGCUCCUCCAUCAAGUGUCUGGAUGCUUUGAUCAGCACGAGACGGGACCUCCUCCUCUCCUUCUACUCCUCCGUCUGCCCCGCCCUGCUGGCCCGGUUUAAGGAGCGCGAGGAGAACGUGAGGGCCGACGUCUUUGCUGCCUUUUCUAUGCUGCUGAGGCAAACACGAGUGGGGUCGAGUCACCACGGCCUCGUCGUGGCCGGCUCGGACUCUGAGCCGAGCAAAGAGGAGGAGCCAGCUGUCACCAUGCUGAAGAAACAGGUGCCAGUGAUAGUGAAGGCUCUCCACAGACAGCUGAAGGAGAAGAGCAUCAAGUCUCGACAGGGCUGCUUCUGUCUCCUCACUGAGCUGGCUCACACUGUGCCGGGAGCCCUGGAGCAACACAUACCUGCUCUAAUACCUGGCAUCGUCUUCUCCCUGACAGAUAAAUCCACCUCCUCCACCAUGAGGAUCGAUGCUCUCACCUUCUUCCACGUCCUCCUCCUCUCCCACCCUCCUCAAGCCUUUCAGCCACACAUGCAGGUGCUGCUGCCUCCGGUGGUGGCCUGUGUAGAGGACAGUUUCUAUAAGAUCACCUCCGAGGCCCUGCUGGUGGCUCAGCAGCUGGUCAGGGUGAUGAGGCCGCAGGGACAGACGGGAGGAUUUGACCCCAAACCAUUUGUCAAAGAGGUGUUUUCUGUAACCCUGAAGAGGCUGAAAGCAACAGACAUCGACCAGGAAGUGAAAGAGAGGGCUAUUACCUGUAUGGGUCACAUGGUUUGUCACCUUGGCGACCACCUGCGGGCGGAGCUGCAGGGUGUUUUGGCGAUUUUCCUGGAGAGGUUAAAGAAUGAGAUCACCAGACUGACAGCAGUUCGGACCAUCACCCUCAUCUCUGCUUCCUCAUUAAAGAUCGACUUGUCGUCCAUCCUGCCUGAAGCUCUGACCGUGUUGGGAUCUUUCUUGAGGAAGAACCAGCGUGCUCUGAAGCUCGGCACGCUGGCGUGUCUGAACGCUCUGGUCACGCAUCACGCUGCCAGCAUCAAACCUGCAGCGCUGGAUCCUGUGCUGAGUGAACUUCCUGCUCUGGUGGACGAGAGCGACAUGCACGUGUCACAGGUGUCCGUCACCUUGAUGACCUGCAUGGCUAAAGCCUGCCCGUCCUCUCUGGCUAAGAUCAGCUCCUCUGUGCUGCCGGGAGUCUUCAGACUCGUCCACUCUCCGCUGCUGCAGGGAAGUGUGCUGGCAGCCAUUGUGGACUUCCUACAGGCACUGGUGCUGUCCAAAACCAGUAACCUGGGCUACAGUCAGUUGCUGAAGUCUCUCACAGAUCCGUUCCACAGCUCCCAGGCGGACGCUGCAGUCAUCCACAGACAGUCGUAUCACUCCGUCGCUCGCUGUGUGGCUGCUCUGUCCUCCGCCUGCCCCAAAGAAACACCGGCCACCGUGGCCGGCCUCAUGAAGGAGGUGAAGAGUCCUGGUUCUCCAGAGUCGGCUCGAGUCCUGGCUCUGUUGUGUCUGGGGGAGGUGGGGAGGACCGGUAGCCUGGGAGGAAGCAAGGAGGUGCAGGGAGUCAUCCUGGAGGCCAUCUCCUCCACCAAUGAGGAGGUGAAGACGGCAGCGUCCUGCGCUUUAGGCAGCAUGGCGGUCGGCAGCCUGAACGACUACCUGCCCUUCCUGCUGAAGGAGAUCUCCUCCCAGCCACGGAGACAAUACCUGCUCCUCCACUCCCUCAAAGAAGUCAUCAGCGCCUGUCCAGCCUCUAGUCUCUCGCCCCAUGUGGAGUCUAUCUGGGCUUUGCUGUUUCAGAACUGCGAGUGUCAGGAGGAGGGAACCAGGAACCUGGUGGCUGAAUGUUUGGGAAAACUGACCUUUGUCAACGCUUCCCAACUGUUACCCAGACUUAAACAGCAACUUAAAGCUGGUUCUCCUCUGGCUCGCAGCACAGUGGUGACUGCUAUUAAGUUCACUAUUGUUGAUCAUCCUGCUCCCAUAGAUUCACUGCUGAAGGACUGCAUCGGUGACUUCCUGAAGACGCUGCAGGAUGGGGACAUCAACGUGCGCCGUGUCGCCUUGGUGAUGUUCAACUCAGCAGCUCAUAACAAGCCAUCUCUGAUCCGUGGUCUCCUAGCAACAGUGCUGCCUCACCUCUACAAGGAGACCCAGAUCAGGAAGGACCUCAUCAGAGAGGUGGAGAUGGGUCCGUUCAAACACACAGUGGACGACGGUCUGGAUGUGCGUAAAGCGGCGUUCGAGUGCAUGUACACUCUGCUGGACAGCUGCCUGGAGGGGCUGGACGUCCUGCAGUUCCUCGACCACGUAGAGGAAGGACUCAAAGAUCACUAUGACAUCAGGAUGUUGACCUUCUUGAUGCUAGCUAGACUGGCCUCUCUGUGUCCUGCUGCGGUUCUUCAGAGACUGGACAGACUGAUAGAACCACUUAAAGCUACCUGCACUACCAAGGUGAAGGCCGGUUCUGUGAAGCAGGAGUUCGAGAAGCAGGAGGAGUUGCGGCGCUCGGCCAUGCGAGCUGUCGCAGCGCUGCUGGCUGUGCCCGAGGUGGAGAGAAGCCCCAGCAUGGCCGACUUCGCCAACCAGAUCAGAACCAACGCUGACAUGGCGUCCAUCUACCAGAGCAUUCAGGGAGGGGAGGGGGAGGGCUUAGGCCCCGCAGAGAGCAUGGACAUGAGUUAGACUCUUUUAUUAAGAUGGUUUUUAUAGACAGGGUUUAGAUACAGAAAGCUCUGGUUGUUCUGAAGAGAACAAAACAGAACGUUAAUGUUUAAAUUUUCAAUGCAAUCUGCUUUAUUUUGAAUACUUUAGUAUGAAUUCCCUCUGUUGCAAAAAUACAUUAAAUGACAGACUUGUGGUGAACUCACUGAAAUCUGUCUGAGGUUUGAUUCAGCUCACUUCAGCAUAUUUGUGCAGUUCAUGUCUGAUGUACUGAUGGAUCUGAUAUGUUGUGCCACUUCCUUUAAAUCAUCACACAAAAUCUGCCGGUUUGUCCUUCCUUCCAGUCAAGACGCAAACACAACAUCACCACAAACAUCUUAAUCUUUUCUCUAGAAAGGAAAUGUGGACAGUGAGUUUUACUCAGAGGCGUUUCAAAACAACGUCAAGCAAUAAGUGACAUGUAAAUUAUAUUAAAAAAGUUCCUUAUUUUAAGCCAUACAACUUCACAAAUGUUUUCUAUACAAUUGAUAAAAUGAAAUGUUUGGCCUUAUCUUGUCCAUUUUGAAUUAUAUCAAUACAAAAUGAAA